AUGGUCCCUGUACUCCUGAUUCUUUGGGGAGCCACGGUGAUACCGCCCGCCGACUUACUUCCUGACCCCAAGGUGUCCCUGCUCCCGCCUGUGAAUGUCACCAUCAAAGUCACGGGUUUAGCUCAAGUCCUUUUAAGCUGGGAACCAAAUCCUCACCAAGAGCCCAGGAACGCUCACCUGGAAUACCAUGUGAAGAUCCACGCCCCACAAGACGAUGACUUUGAAACCGGGAGCACGGAGAGCACCUGCGUAGCCCCCCUCCACGAAGGCUUUUCGGCAAGCGUUCGAACCAUCCUGCAGGAAGGGCACGCCCCCCUGGCCAGCAGCUGGGUCUCUGCAGAACUCCAAGCCCCACCAGGGUCUCCCCGAACCUCAGUCUCCAAUUUAACUUGUGCCACCAGCACGACGACGGCAGGUGGUGGCCACCGGAGGCCACACCGAGUUUCUCUCCACUGCACCUGGCUGUCGGGAGAGGAGGCCCCCCCAGACACGCAGUACUUCCUCUACUACAGGUAUGGCUCUUGGACCGAGGCGUGCCAAGAAUACAGCAAAGACCCCACCGGCAGAAAUACCGCCUGCUGGGUCCCAAGGUCGUCCAUCAGCAGCAAGGGGCACGGCUGGCUGGCGGUCCACGUUAACGGCACCAGCAGGACAGCUGCCAUCAGACCCUUUGAUCAGCUGUUUGGGGUGCAAGCCAUCGCUCGAGCGAAUCCGCCAACCAACGUCACAGCCCAGAUCCAGGGAACGCRUCUCUCCAUCCGAUGGGACAAACCCAUUUCCGCCUUUCCACAGCACUGCUUUGAUUACGAAGUGAAGAUACACAACACAAAGAAGAAUUACUUGCAGAUGGAAAAGAUCAUGACCAACGCGUUCGUCUCCGCCAUUGACCAUCUCUCCAAGUACUCCAUUCAAGUGAGGGCGGCCGUGAGCCCCGCCUGCAGGACAGCCGGGCUCUGGAGUGAGUGGACUCCACCUAUCUAUGUGGGAAGCGAGGCGCGGAAGCCCCUGAUGGAGUGGCUCCUCAUCCUGCUCACGGUGACCGCCUGCUUCGCCGUGUUGAUCUGCCCGCUGCUCUGCAGGAUAUGUCACUUGUGGGCCAGGUUGUUUCCACCUGUUCCAGCCCCGAAAAGUCACAUCAAAGAUCUCCUGGUGACCGCUCACUGUGAGAAAGCCGGUUCCAGUGCCACAGAGACGGAAGUCAUCARUUUCGUGGAAGGGCUCGGGUGUGAGGUCUUGGAAAAUUCCGUGUUCUGAUUCCUUGGAGCCUCCUUGGAAGGACUUGCACCACGUUCUGGGCCAUGAGAACAGGGACGGCUGCUUCUUCCGAGAAGACGUGUUCAGCCUUUAAGGAGCCCUGAGCAGGGCGAAAGGGGCGCACGCCUCUGAUCCCAGCGGCUUGGUGAGGCUGAGGCAGGAGGAUCCAAGCUUGAGGCCAGCCUCCGCAACGAAGCGAGGCCCGAAGCAACUUAGCGAGAGGAGACCUUGCCUCAGGAGAAAAUAACAACACUGAGCUGAAAAAUCUCAGGAAGAAAGCAGAGUACACCGGCCUAAAGUCAAUCACGAAUCCAGAUUCCGAGAACUGCCUUUCCCAUAGCAAUCRGGAGCUGCUAAUUCUUGAGGGCUUUCUUCUUGGAGUUCUAGAAUCCCUUUUGCUCAAGGAGCAGGCGUGUGCGUGUGAGAGAGAGAGAACCAAACAGACKGUCUCAAGGCCCAGCGGCCUGAUCCAGGGAGCACCCUUUGAGGCAAACUGAUGUAAAAACAUCACCCUGCUCUUGAGGGUAGCAUUAAUAUCCUGGAAAUAUUAAGGAGAUAUCUCUGUCACCUUGACAAGUCUAUAAUCAUUUACCAAGGGUUGGCCCCCCCCCCCCCGCCAUCUGACCCCGGAUCGCUAGGAAGGUGUCCAGAAAACUAUUUUUAAUGAACGCCUUAGAUCGGGUGUUGUAAGCAAGCAUCAGCCGGGCACCGUGGCGUACACCUGUCAUCCCUUUGACUCAGGAGGCUGAGGCAGGAGGAUCGCAAG
This is a messenger RNA of Urocitellus parryii (Arctic ground squirrel), 2020 nucleotides long. RefSeq names its product interleukin 5 receptor subunit alpha (gene Il5ra). Gene Ontology annotation, biological process: cytokine-mediated signaling pathway. Gene Ontology annotation, cellular component: membrane; external side of plasma membrane. NCBI's taxonomy places the organism in Eukaryota, Metazoa, Chordata, Mammalia, Rodentia, Sciuridae. The record is from RefSeq and is a predicted model, not a curated record. Gene Ontology annotation, molecular function: protein binding; cytokine receptor activity.